CGGAGGACAACCACGCAGUCCGAAAGAUCAAUGCAGCCCAAGAAGCUUCCUUUGUUCACUUUGACCACGCUAUUUCUGGGAAAAUUCCUCAAAAGCACAAGUCAACCCUGGUUGGCGUGUAUGGAACUGGGGUGGGCGGGCCCAGUACUGUCUGAGAUCUCAGGGAGCCAGCCGGAGUCUCUCCGGCUGGGCGAUGCGAUAGCAGUUCAGUUUUUUUUUUUUUUUUUGCAUCAGAUACCAUCCAAACAUGUCAUAUCCUUGUUGGGUUUGCGCUGUGAAUGUAUGUAAUGGCGUCUAAUGUUCCACUUUCUGGUUGGGAUUGGCAUCUGGGUGCUUCUUAAUUAAGAACCAAUCUUGUUGUUGUGCUUUACUGUUCUACUUCGCUAGUGUUCUUUGUUUAUCUUUGAUUCGCGAGUUGCAAUGUAUUGCCUAUUCCCGUCUGCAUCGCUUUGUGGAAUUGCUUCCAUGAGUUUUGAACAGGGACACGGCUUGCAGACUUCGUCGAAGCUCGUUUUAGGAGCUCAGGAGGCUGAUUCUUUUCGUAAUUUCAAAUCCCCUUCAGAGCUGCAACAAGCGCACGCCCUUCUCAUCAAGACUCGCACUUCUCUCCGUGUCCUCCCGCUGCUCCGUGUUGCUUCGGUUUGUGCUCUCACUCCAAGCUUCUCCUAUGCGCAACAAAUCUUCCAUCAUGUUGAGCAGCGAGAAAUUUCCAUGUGGAAUCAUUGCUUAAGAAAUUUUGUGGAGAGUGAUUCACCGUGGGAUGCCAUUUUGCUGUUCCACCAAAUGCGGAGGCACAAUGUAUUCCCCGAUUGUUUUACUUGUUCGUUUGUUCUCAAUGCAUGCGUGAAAUUGCUGGAUGUUUUCCAUGGGAGAAUCGUUCACGCAUUUGUAGUAAAGCUCGGACUUCAGUUCAACUUGGUUCUGCAGAAUGCGAUUGUUCAUUUAUACGCAUGCUGUGGGCAGAUGAAUGAUGCAGCUCUCCUGUUUGAUAAAAUGCCGCAGAGAGAUGUUGUUACUUGGAAUACGAUGAUCACACAGCUGAUGAAGAAAGGCGACACUGAAUCCGCAUACAAGAUGUUUGUUGAAAUGCCUGAAAGGAAUUUGAGGUCUUGGACUGCUAUGAUAUCUGGUUUUGCACAGUGUGGGAAGCCCAAGCAGGCUGUUGAUCUCUUCAUGAAGAUGGAAGAAGUCGGGUUGAAGCCUAAUGAGGUGACUCUGGUAGCUGUUUUAGCAGCCUGCGCCGAUCUCGGUGCACUUGAUCUCGGGAUUAGAAUACACAGCUAUUCUGAUAAUAGAGGAUUCGAAGGAAAUAUCCAAAUCUGUAACACCCUGAUCGAUAUGUAUAUCAAAUGCGGAUCUCUGAAAGCUGCAUAUGAUAUUUUCAGGGGCAUGAAGAAACGAACAGUCAUCUCAUGGUCAGCCAUGAUUCAAGGACUAGCAAUUCAUGGAAAAGGUAACGAGGCCUUGGAACUCUUUCCUGAAAUGAUUCGUUCAGGAAUGACCCCUAAUGAAGUUACAUUCGUUGGCAUCUUAACUGCUUGUAGUCAUAUGGGAUUGAUAAGCGAGGGAAGAGCAUUUUUUGCUAGCAUGACUAGGGAUUACGGUAUUAUUCCCUGUAUAGAACACUAUGGUUGCAUGGUUGAUUUGUUAAGCCGUUCUGGGCUGCUGCAGGAAGCCUAUGAGUUUAUCAAACAGAUGCCCAUAAAGCCGAAUGCAGCUGUAUGGGGUGCCAUUCUUGGUGGAUGCAAGGUCCACAAGAAUGUUGAAAUGGCGGAAGUGGCAAUGUCACACUUGCAAGAAUUGGAUCCAAAAAACGAUGGUUAUUACAUUGUUCUGGCAAACAUAUACUCAGAAGCUAAGCGAUGGGAUGAUGCUGCGAAGAUGAGGAAGUUUAUGAGAAAUUCGGGGUUGAUGAAAACGCUUGGGUGUAGUUCAAUUACUGUGAAAGGGACAGUGCAUGAGUUUGUGGCAGGGGAUGAGAGCCAUCCGCAAUCGGUGGAGAUUUAUAAGAUGUGGAAUCAAUUACAAGUGCAUAUGAGGCUGAAAGGAUAUCAGCCAAACACGUCAGUUGUUUUGCUUGACAUGGAGGAAAAAGAAAAGGAGAAGCUUUUGUCUCGCCAUAGUGAGAAACUAGCGCUGGCUUUUAGCCUUAUUAAUACUCAGCAUGGCGAAACUAUCAGGAUCUUCAAGAAUCUUCGUAUCUGUGAAGAUUGCCAUGCUGCUUUCAAGUUGAUAUCAGAGAUUAUGAGAAGGAAAAUCGUUGUACGUGAUAGGAACAGGUUCCAUUGUUUCGAAGAUGGCUCUUGUUCUUGUAUGGAUUAUUGGUAGCCAUUCUUUCUACGUUGCAACUAGAUCUACUACUACUAAAGACAUGACAGAAUACUUGCCUUCAAGACUUUUAAAGCAGGCUCCUUGUGAACUUUGGUACAACUUGCUGACUCUCUUGCUUAAACUCUCCCUUUUGGAGUUAAUAGAAAAGUAUGGGCCACUCAUGUUAUUCCCUUGGUAUUUAAUGCACAAGGAAUUUUUGUACAUACUCUGGUAGGAGGCAGAACAUACAACCAUGAUGAGUGCGUAGCUAGAUAAAUGUGAACAGAUUAUGAUAUAUUUGUAAUUAGUUUUAGUAAGUUGUGGAAAUAUUUCUCUACUGAAGAGAGAAAAGAAAGCCCUUGAUGGAUUUUCUUCAUCGCCAGCAUUAAAGAAUACAGUUUUUGAGGUUGACAUACAAGACACUACCAAGUUUUUCAACAAAACUCUUAAGUUAUGGCAAUUGGUUUUCCAAUUUUAACCAGUCCAAAUCGAUGUAAAUUCUG
Messenger RNA from Andrographis paniculata, 2813 nucleotides. Its product is annotated as pentatricopeptide repeat-containing protein At3g62890-like. Gene Ontology annotation, biological process: RNA modification. Gene Ontology annotation, molecular function: RNA binding; protein binding; zinc ion binding. The record is from RefSeq and is a predicted model, not a curated record. NCBI's taxonomy places the organism in Eukaryota, Viridiplantae, Streptophyta, Magnoliopsida, Lamiales, Acanthaceae. Bases 421 to 2328 code for a protein of 635 amino acids. The transcript has a single exon.